Molecule: messenger RNA, 1374 nt
Organism: Colletotrichum orchidophilum
Lineage: Eukaryota; Fungi; Ascomycota; Sordariomycetes; Glomerellales; Glomerellaceae
Product: PAP2 superfamily protein
Exons: 2
Coding region: 1-1374 (457 amino acids)
Biological process (GO): inositol phosphoceramide metabolic process; sphingolipid biosynthetic process
Cellular component (GO): inositol phosphoceramide synthase complex
Molecular function (GO): inositol phosphoceramide synthase activity
Source: RefSeq, a predicted model, not a curated record
AUGCGGGACUUUAGCACUUUCCUCCAAGGAAAGCCGACACUGCCGUCUCUAUGGACUGGUAACAUCAACUUCGCCAAGCUUAAUCCUAUUCCUCACCGAUAUCGACCCAGUCGAGCAAAAAGGAAUCAGAAGAAGCGCGCAUCCGGGAACUACACCGGCGCCGAGGACGUGACCUCGCUACAAAAAUCACUGAACCCUCUCGACACAUUACGGAAAUUGCGAAAUCACAAGUGGCGCCUCCUCGACCUGCAGUACACGAUCCUCAUCGCCUUGAUCAUUUUCUCGCUCUGCAUUACGCCUUCAGCGCCGCUUAUCAAGACACUCGCCGUCACUGGAGGCCUCCUGCUUUUGACGGUUCCUGUCACCAGCCAGUUCUUCUUCCCCGGACUGAGUAUAUGGACCUACCUCAUCUAUUUCUUUUGUAGCCGCUUCAUCGAUGCGAAAUACCGCCCCCAUAUCUGGGUCCGCGUCCUCCCCGCUCUCGAGAACGUCCUCUACGGUGCCAACUUGUCCAACAUCCUAUCUGCUCACACCCACCCGGUCCUCGACAUUCUCGCCUGGAUUCCGUACGGUCUGGGCCACUUUGGCGCUCCCUUCAUCUGCGCUGGCUUCCUGUUCCUCUUCGCCGCGCCCAAGACGCUCCCCAUUUUCGGCAAGUGCUUUGGCUGGCUGAACGUUCUCGGUGUUACCAUCCAGCUCGUCUUCCCCUGCACUCCUCCGUGGUAUGAGAAUGAGCAUGGCCUCGCCCCGGCUGCGUACGGCAUGUCCGGAUCCCCUGCGGGUCUGGCCCGCAUUGACGCCAUUCUCGGCAUCGACAUGUACACGACCAGCUUCUCGACUGCCCCGGUACCCUUCGGCGCUUUCCCGUCGCUACACGCUGCGGAUGCAGUCAUGGAGGCUCUCAUUUUGAGCUACUGCUUCCCCCGGUUCCGGCCUCUCUUCGUCAUCUACGUCGCAUGGAUUUGGUGGGCGACCAUGUACCUCAACCACCACUACGCGGUCGAUCUGGUCGGUGGCUCGCUCCUUUCCGCCGGAAUUUUCUACUUUGCCAAGGCUCGAUAUCUGCCUCAGCAGCAGGCUGACAAGAAGACUCGUUGGGAGUACGACUACGUUGAGAUUGGCGAGCAGACCAAGGUCUUCGAUGAGGAGUAUGGACGGAUGUACAACAUGGGAUAUCUGCAGCGCCGCGGCAGCUCCGACAGCGAUGAGUGGACAGUUGGCAGCAGUUCUAGUUACAGCACAUCGAGCCGGGGCAGCGGAAGCUUGAGCCCCGCCCUUUCCGAAGAAUCCGGUCGCAGCAUCUUCAGCAUCGAGAUCAGACCCGACAGCGACAGAUACGAGAUUCCCCAGCUCACAGAAGUGGCUGUUCGGUAA